This is a messenger RNA of Tigriopus californicus, 2058 nucleotides long. RefSeq names its product ovalbumin-related protein X-like. Lineage: Eukaryota; Metazoa; Arthropoda; Copepoda; Harpacticoida; Harpacticidae. The transcript has 5 exons. The coding region runs from base 569 to 1939 and encodes 456 amino acids. Gene Ontology annotation, molecular function: serine-type endopeptidase inhibitor activity. The record is from RefSeq and is a predicted model, not a curated record.
UUAAUUUUGAGAAUCACGUAACUAAAUGUGUUCAAAGCCGAUCCCCAUCGCACACACCAGGCGGCAUCGAAGGAGCCAAAAAAAUCACAGAAAUCUCACUUGUCCAUCUAAAAAGGCCGGCCUUGCUUUGGUUGUUGAGUCACAGGGAUCUUUUGGUUUAGGCUUCUUGAUGAGUUGGCGAAGUAUUACGAGUGUAAAUCAAGCCUCCUCCAGAAUGACGCAGAUGCUUCUAUGCCUUUCACACGGAGAAGUUCCAUGUUCGAAGCCCAGGAGGAAUGGAACGACCAUUGGGAAAGUGGUGCCAAAGGGAUCACGUUGAAAAGAGGUUCCCUCUUUGCCAGAAAUCCAGUGCGCCAACAACUAAUAAAACAACUUUCUCUCCAGGAUGCGAUGAAUGUGGCCAUUGCCUAGCGAGAUUGUUCGUUGUCAUGACUAUUCAGGAUUGCAAACUUUGAAGCUUUUCCGAGAGCUACCAAUUUGUCUAGAUCUCAAGAGGAUGAUGUUUCCCAGUUGGCCUUGUGACCCAUAACCCUGAACACGUAGGAGCAUCAUUUGGACUGGAACCACCAUGAUGACGGCCUCAUCUCCCUCCAAUGGGGUACAAAACACCCCGGACUCAUUGGCCUAUUCACCGGUCAAUACCUCACCGCAAACACCGUCAGUGAUGAAUCGGAUUAGUCGGAACCCGAAGAUCAUCGUUCUCUUAAGUGUUCUCCUCUUGAUGUUGGCCAUCUUGUGCUCUCUAAUCGUGGUCCUGGUUCUGGAGAGCACCAAGGCUCCAUAUCAAGGCCAAUGUGUGGGGUCGCAUCGCUCUCCCACGGCCACUCUAACCUAUGGCAAUGAGGACCUGAGCAUGCGGAUGUAUUUGGCCGUGAAAGAUCAGUAUCAGAACGUCAGUCUUAUCAUGUCAGCCUUGAGUUUGGGGUCCCUGAUGGCCAUGGCCUCACUUGGUGCGCAAGAGCCAACCACUUCCGAACUGAGGAACGCCAUGAGCUUGCCUUGUUCCGAGGAUCUCCUAAUCCGAGCUUAUCAAACCUUGAACGAGAACUUCCAUUCAGACGAGAAUGUUACGCUUACCAUGGUUCAGCGGAUCUUCCUCAACAACGCAUACACCAUUCGCGAGUCUUUUCGAGCCAAGGCCGCAUCGGCCUUCGAUGCCAUCCUGGUCAAUAUGGACUUUGGACCCGGCCUGGAAGCCCGGGACCAGAUCAACCGACUGAUAGCGGUUCAAACCAACCAGAAGAUUUCCGACCUUUUAGCGCCCGGGUCUAUUCAAGCCCAUACCAAACUGGUUAUGGUGAAUGCCGUCUAUUUCAAAGGUCGCUGGGCUUUGGCCUUUGACCCGAUCAACACGCAACUCCUGGACUUCUUCCCGGAGGAUGUUUACCCGGGUCAAAAGGUGCACUUCAUGCGAAGUGAGGACACUUACGCUAUUGGCCGGGUACCGGGAUUGGACGCCCGACUCCUGAAAUUGCCCUAUGCCGGGGGCCGCCUGGCCAUGUACUUGGUUUUGCCCAACAAGAGUGACCCGCUCUCAGUUAUUGAGGAAAACAUGCCCGGACAUUUGAAUCUCCUCAACCUUGACGGCUACCUCGAGAACCGACUCGUGGCAAUCUCGCUACCCAAGUUCCAGAUUGAGCUCCGGAUGGACCUCGUUCCGGCCAUGAUCAACCUGGGAGCUAGCGGGAUGUUCCAUCCGGGAUCGGCCAACUUCUCGGGCAUUUCCAGAUCUCAGAUUCACGUGGACCAGGUGGUUCAAAAAGCCUUCAUCGAGGUCAACGAGGACGGGACAGAGGCCGCCGCUGCUACGGGUGCCAAUUUCCGGGCCAUUGAAGCUGAAGUGCCCGAGCCGUUCGACUGCAAUAGACCCUUCUUGUUUCUUAUCAAAGAUCUCACGACCGGAGUGACGAUUUUCUUCGGCAGAUAUAUGUCACCCUGAAUUGUACACAAUCAGCUUACGAAAUAUACAUCAGUCCCCCACAAAUCCGGGCAUUCUUUUUCGGGCUGUCCUAACGAAGACUUCGAUGGUUGAUAAAACAUAGUUGCUAAUCGAGCGAU